CCGAGUAGGUACGGGUCGUAGUCCCUUCUGGAGGACGCCGAUCUGAUGCCCUAAACUUACCGGGACGUAAGGCUGAGGUUUGAUCCUAAGAGGAAAAGGGAGGAUGGCCAGGUGUGGGCUCUUGGUUUUAGAGUCCGAGUCUGCAAGUGCAUGUACAGGAGGAUGCAGUUAGGGCCUCUGCGUGGGUCUCGGAGCCGACUCCAGGAAGCCCAUUCUACCUGCAGGGGUGGAUGUUCCCAGGGUGUUUCGGAGCCCUGUCUGCGAACUCUCCGAGACCGGGGCAGCCGCAGCAGCGGCUCCUUGGGAGCCGGAGGGUGGGUUGUAUGAAAGAGAUUCCUAGCCGCCUACCCACCCCCCACCCCCCAUCCCCCCACCCAGCCACACAAAUACACUGCUUCUCGCCCACCUUUGGCUCUUUGUCACCCAGACUGGGUCCCUGAAGGGGAGAGGCCUGAGGUCAGAGAGAAGGACUUGGCCUGAGAGGCCUUGACAAUGAAGAUCCAGCCUUCUUACCUUGCCUUUUGCGGCAAUCCUUCACUCCCCUCCCAGGAUUAGGCAACCUUCCGGACAGGAGAGAAACUUCUGUUGAGACCUCUCAGGGCGAAGGCCAGAGGGUGGGUAGAAAGAUUGAAAUCUGGAGGGUGACGGGUGCUUUCUGCAGGGAACAGCCAAUGUAUUUAAGAUACGGGAGGGAAAAUGUGGAGGAUUUGAUCCAGAUGCUGACGGAAGGCGUCGGGGCGGGUAAUGGCUGCAUGGGAAGGGAUUCCCUUUGCAGCAGAGGCCAGCAGAAGUAUCCUCAGAAGGAGAGAAUUGGGAGCUAAUAGAGACUAAGAAUCUACUGCUUCAGGGUAACAGAAUUCCUAGUAUGUGAAUGCUCCCAGCCUCACUCAGGACUGCGGUGUGAUCUCUUUUAACCCAGUUUUCCUCAUAACAGGUGUGUAGAAAUUUCUCGCUUAAGUCCCACUCUGCCAGUCCCUAAAAGGGCUUAUCAGAGAAGGAAUGGCUGUCAGGCGCCUGCCAACCAUGGUCCAGGAAUCAGUGACCUUCAAGGAUGUGGUCGUGCUCUUCACCCAGGACGAGUGGGCACAGCUGAGCCCCACUCAGAGGGCCCUGUACAGGGAUGUGAUGCUGGAGAACUACAGCAACCUGGUCUCGCUGGGACUCUUAGGACCCCAACCAGAUGUAUUGUCCCAGCUGGGAAAAGGAGAAGAGUGGGUGCUGGAGGACACCUCGGCAGGCUUCUGUCUUGACUGGAUGACUAUGCCUGUGAGUAAGAAAUCUACUCCCAAGGCAGAUAUUCCUGGAGAAGACUUGGAUCGGUGGAUGGUAAAGGAAAGAUUUACUAGAGACAGUCACUGGAAAUAUGAUGGCCUGCUGGAAUGGCAGCAUGGAGGCCAGGUGGCUGUCACUCACCAGAAAACCCCCUCUGUGCUCAGUGACCAGGGAGGUGAUGAGCCUGGGAAGCACUGCACCGAGAGCUCAUCUUUUGUUCCGAGUCAGGGAUUGCAAUCUAGCAAAAAAGUCUUUGAGUGUAGAGAGUGUGGAAAAGUCUUCACUAAGAGUUCGACCCUUAAUAAACAUCAGAAAGUUCAUACUGAAAAACUUAAUGCAAAUCGGAAAACUGUUAUUAAAGAGAAACGAUAUGAAUGUAGAGAAUGUGGGAAAGCCUUUCACCAGAGUACACACCUCAUCCAUCACCAAAGAAUUCACACUGGCGAGAAACCGUACGAAUGUAAGGAAUGUGGCAAGGCCUUCUCGGUGAGCUCCUCGCUUACUUAUCAUCAGAAAAUUCACACCGGAGAGAAACCUUUUGAAUGCAACUUAUGCGGAAAAGCUUUUAUCCGAAAUAUACACCUUGCACACCAUCACAGAAUACACACUGGAGAGAAACCUUUUAAAUGUAACGUAUGUGACAAAGCCUUUGUAUGCAGGGCACAUCUUACCAAACACCAGAAUAUUCACAGUGGAGAGAAACCCUAUAAAUGUAACGAGUGUGGGAAAGCCUUCAAUCAGAGUACAAGUUUUCUUCAGCAUCAAAGAAUUCACACUGGAGAGAAGCCCUUUGAAUGUAAUGAAUGUGGAAAGGCCUUCAGGGUGAACUCUUCCCUUACCGAGCAUCAGAGAAUUCAUACUGGAGAGAAACCUUAUAAGUGUAGUGAAUGUGGGAAAGCUUUCAGGGAUAACUCAUCCUUUGCUCGACAUCGGAAAAUUCAUACCGGAGAGAAACCUUACAGGUGUGGUUUGUGCGAGAAAGCCUUCAGGGACCAAUCCGCCCUAGCCCAACAUCAGAGAAUUCAUACUGGGGAAAAACCAUACACAUGUAAUAUAUGUGAGAAAGCCUUCAGUGACCAUUCGGCCCUUACUCAACAUAAGAGAAUCCACACUAGAGAAAAACCUUACAAAUGUAAAAUCUGUGGGAAAGCCUUUAUUCGAAGCACACACCUUACUCAACAUCAGAGGAUUCACACGGGAGAGAAGCCCUAUAAAUGUAAUAAAUGUGGGAAAGCUUUCAACCAGACUGCAAACCUCAUUCAGCAUCAGAGACAUCAUAUUGGAGAAAAGUGACAUGACUAUAGUUUAUAUAGCAGAGCUUUGAGACUGAAUAUGUUAAUUAUUGAAUGUACGAGAAUCCAUUCCAGGAAAUAGCCAUGAAAGCUUGCCCGAAGAUGGUCUUUUUAUUCACAUUAUUGUGGGUUUGAGAAUUUAAGAAUGGCAUGCACUCCUAGUUCAGAACUGCCUCUGUUAAAUAGCAGUAGUGUUUUACUGAAUUACUGAAUUGUGAAAUAUAAUCAAAAUGAAGCUUCAUUAGCAACACAGAAAUUAGUUUAUCAAAUUUACACUUUGACUAUUAAGAGACACUAUAAAAUGGUAAAAAAAUUUUAGGUCGAGAAGCAAAGGAACCAAAGUAAGAAGAUGGCCUCUAAGCAUUUCACACUACUCAGUUCUCUUAUGUAAGAGGGUUUCUACUUUUAAUGGAACCCUUUUAUUCUCACCAACCCUGAUGAAACCCAGUGUAAGAAAAGUGCAGUCACCCAUGCAUUGGGUCAGGAGUUACUCAAAUUGUUUCCCACCUUCUGCUUCAAACCACCUUUUGUCAGAUCUCUCUGACUUAUGUGUCCACUGGCCGCUUAACUGUAUUCUCCUUCCAGUACAACUCUGAAUGGUGUGUCCCUCUUGAUUUGCACCUCUUGAGUGGUGACAUCAUGUCAUUUAUUGUCACCCCACUUGCCCUUGGGGAAUAUGGUGAUCUGGCCCCGUACGCAGUCCACAAUUCUGGAUAUUGCACCCAGGCCCAGCUUUCAGAACUUGGGACGCCUGGGAUGCAGAGGUUGAUCAAACUUCUUGAGUUACCCAGUUCCUCUGGGCCUCAGCAUGACUCUGACACUGGGAUGGUAUCUAAAGCAGGGACUGAGUGUAUGGAGACAUUACCUUCAAUUUGUUCCACACUGUAGUUACCCCACACACAGCAGUCAGGGACAAUGCUCCACUUGAGGUGACAAUCCAAUUACCUCGUGGUGGUCUAGGUCACCUCCCCUUCUGUGACUUGCCAUUUCCUGACAUGCAACCGACACAAGAAGUCAGAGCCCCAAAGCCAGUUCUCAAAGGUUGACCCACUGUUCCCCCUUGGCUGGCAGUCCUCUGUGUCUACUGCGUUAGAGUAUCCUGGCCCCUGCCCUUCUAUCCAGUUUUCUGAAGGUAUUGACUUGUGUUCACAAAAAAAACAUCUUUGAAUUUCUGCUUUUGCAUUUGAAAGUGGGCAUUUCCUCUCCAUCUGGGUGUCCCACUGUUUAAAGACUGUCCUGUCCUGACAAUGGUGAGCUACAUGUGGAGUAAUUCCAUGGGUCAAGAAGUGGUCAACAGCAUCAUGGCAGUUUCUGGCAGAGCAUUGUCCGUACCCAAAAGUUUUAGUGAUACUCUGGUCCUGCAGGUACAGUUCCUUUACCUUUAGUGCUAUCAGUAGAAAUCAGAGAUAAAGUAACAUGUGUGCCUUCAGGCACACAGCUUCCGGUAGCCCUGUUCCCUUCCCCACCACGAAGAAUGUGGAGCCCACGUGACUGCAGACUGGAACAUACUACAUCAUGAAGAUGGAAGGGCAAGUCAGCCCUUGUCCUGGGAAGCAGAGCGGCAGGUUCUUGAUCUAUGGGGGUGCUCUCCAUCAAGUCAGGCAGCCCACUGGCCCCACAAAGGCUGCACCUCGACUCCCAAGUUACAGAAGAGGACAGUCUAUAUCCUGGCGGAAUCAGUGGUCUCCCAAGUUGAAAACAGACCCGGAAGCUUCUAGCGGCUUUAAAGCCUAAGUUCUCUAAAUUCAGCUUCUGUUGAAUGAAGGCGACUAGUGUGGGCAAGUGAUCAGUAACUCAUACUUUCUCCCCCAUUAGGCUGCAGGUGAAGCAGCAUUUCAGGAGGUUGCUUGGAGCUAUUUGUACCCUGGGCCACACAUGUUCGUCUACAGCCUCACAGGGCUAGCAAUCCCAAAUUCCACAAUAAACUUGGAAAACUGUACUCAAAUGCCACAGAUCCCUGCCUUUAGUACUGUGCACAUGGCCUGCCUGGUCUUAAUGAUCAUCCUCUUAAUCCUGGUGGAACAUUGUCCAGCUGGGCCUUUUGUUCAUUUUGUGUGUUCUUAAUGAGAGCUUCUGCCACUUGUCACGUGCCUGCAGCUGAGUCAGGGCCAAGACCUGCUGCCUGUUAAGCGCCUCAUUCCUUCCAGUGACGGCUCCAACUGCUGUUCCUGCACCGGAACCUGUGCAGCCUAAAGGCCCUUGAUCUGAGAUUACUCCCUGCCCUACUUAGUGCUCAGACUUCCCAGCACACCCAUGACUGUGCCAUCACAAGGUAAUGAAUGAGCCAGUCUCCCCACACCUUCGCCUGGACUAUAGAAAGAGAGGAGUCAGAGAAGCAGACCUAGAUCCGACCUCCCACGUCAGAGCUCUCCUGGCCUACUGUGGAAGUGCCAGUUCCACUCUGCCCAGAGGGAGUGUUUUUGAGAAGAGGAUUAGCACCUAGGUGUUAAAUUCUUCACUGUCCUGGGCUCCUGUGAACAACCCCUGAAACUGCCAGCUCUUGGGAAAUAAUCGCUCUGAUUUACCCUUUGAAACUCCCCGAAUGAUUUCUUAUCAGGUCUUCCUGUCUCCAGCUCGUAGAUUUUGCACCUGGGUUCUCCCUCCCCACCUGAGUUGGCCUAGUUCCGUUAGCAGUGUCUGCCCAAGACGUUGCUUUCCUCCUUACUCAGCAACUGCUUCUAGAGGGAAUGGGGCCUUGCUUCUCAGCAGAUUCAGGCUUCCAGGUUACUGUGCCUGAGCCUUGGAGUGUUGGAACAAAACAGCCCUAACUGCAUGUGUCUUUGGUUGAGAAAGCAACUUAAUUCCUUUAAACACGAAUUUAGUCUAAGAGUGCAUAGCCUCCAGCUGUCUUCAUUCCUCUCCUUUCCUGCCUUAUCUCCUUGGUACUCUGUCCUACUGGAUUAGCCAGCAAGGGAAUGUAGAAACAAAACACUCCACCCUGCUCUAGCCCACAGUAGGAGGGGUCCCAGCUUCCUGGCCCACCUCAACUCCUGCCAAAUAUAUUUUUGGUAAUAUUUUUGCUUUUAGUAUUUUUAUACCAGUUCAUGAAGGGAGGAGAAAACACAAGGUUUGAUUGUUUCCUGUCACCCACAGACGUCUCCAUUGUGUUCAUAAUGGUCAUCCUUGGCAAGUGCCAGGAUUUGGUCGUUGGGGAGUGUGCUUCCCCAUUCUGUGUGCUGCCCUGUCUACCGCCCCUCACCAUUCUUAAAAACUGUUGUCAUAGAACAUGUCUUUCUGAAAAUAAAUGAGAAAAAUACACAGUGUUCUAAGA
Molecule: messenger RNA, 5835 nt
Organism: Panthera uncia (snow leopard)
Lineage: Eukaryota; Metazoa; Chordata; Mammalia; Carnivora; Felidae
Product: zinc finger protein 454-like
Exons: 4
Coding region: 1000-2565 (521 amino acids)
Biological process (GO): regulation of DNA-templated transcription
Source: RefSeq, a predicted model, not a curated record